UGGACCAAAGGAAAUCUAAGCAAAAGUAAAAAGAAGGCAAAAAUGUACGUGAAUUGUAGUUCAUACUUAAAUAGGGACGAUGAUGAUGACAGUGCUUCUGAUGAAUUUCCAAAAAUAUUGAGUCGUAACCCUAAUCAAUUACGUGCUACUUCAGUUUUCAAUCCUCGUCGUCCUGUUGUAGAUUAUUCUGAAAGUGAAGAUGAAGGACAGGCUCAGUGGUCUAACCAUAACAAGCCACCUCAUUCCACGAAUGAUAUUUCAUCACUUUUAAGAAUGAUGAUGAUGCUCAACCUCAGACAAGGUGCUGGUGCUGGUGCUGGUCGUACUUCCCAACUGAUUCUUAGCCAGAAUCGUCGUCCUAUUGUGGAUUAUUCAGAUACUGAUGAGGAAGAGAUAUCAGCUCACUACAGGCAGAUAAAACACUUUAGCCAUCCACAUUCCUUGAACAAGUACGACGUUGAACGAGACAACGAAAUUAACUGCAAAGUCUGCGGGCUGCAAAUUCUUGGCUCGGCUUAUGGUUGUCAACGUUGUCAAUUUUACCUACAUGUUUCGUGCUUCGAUCUGCCCCAAAAGAUUCAGCACGAUUCUCAUCCUGCUCAUCCUUUAACGCUUCGAAAUCUUUCCUACUACAAGAACUGUGGAAAAUCUUGUGAUGCUUGUUGUGAAGAUAUACGACGAAGUUUUCUAUACUGUUGUGAUCCUUGCAAUUUUGAUCUUCAUGUUACUUGUGCUACCUUAUAUAGCAUUGCGAGGAGAAAUGAUUCACCAAAGGAUACUCUUCGACUUUACUACUCGUUUCCUGUCAGUGACAACAAUCAAAUGCAUUGGAUUGCGCGAUGCAAUGUUUGUAACAAGAAGGUGUCUAAGGAAGGUUGGUUAUAUUAUAGCAAGGAUACUGGCUAUAUUGCACAUAUUAAGUGUGCUAAAGGUGCUAAAGUUGGGGUUUCUUGGAUUAAAGAGAGACUUAAUAUGCUUAAAGUUAAGUAGAAGAAAUUAAGUAUGUGAGAUGAUAUAUAUAUCUGCUUGAUCAAGUGCUUGAAAAUAUAUAAUGUAGGGAUUAUGCAUGUCGUUAAAAUAAGGUAUCUUGCACUGGCAGAUAUGAAAUAAGUCCAGGAUUGUACUCUAUCUAGUAGAAUUGGUGGCCGUGUGAUGAGGCAUAGGUUGUCUUCAAUAUUAGCCACCAUAUAUUUGUAUGUCGACGAUCUUAACUCGUCGGCUAUAUAUGAUUAAUAAAUGAGCUGUGUGUUUAUUAGACAA
Messenger RNA from Nicotiana tabacum (common tobacco), 1260 nucleotides. RefSeq names its product protein VACUOLELESS GAMETOPHYTES. The record is from RefSeq and is a predicted model, not a curated record. NCBI's taxonomy places the organism in Eukaryota, Viridiplantae, Streptophyta, Magnoliopsida, Solanales, Solanaceae.